AUGGCUUUGGACUUGUCCAGAGAGCUGAGUUACUGGCCUUUGAAGUUGGCAGCGCCGAGAGAGUGUGAGGAAGGGAGAGGGCGCAGGCGAGGAGAGUGUCUGCGCCCUCCACUCUCUCGCCGGACACUUCAAACGGCUGUAACUCAGCUCAAAAACAGUCAAAACUACACUCAAUUAUCGUUAAUUGGUGCUUAUGUUUAUCCCACCUACAUUUCAAUCACAAUAAAUUCACAAUCAAUGGUCAAACAGCCGGUAUACUGUAGAUAUUACGAUUGUCAAAGGAAUGAACUUUUGGGGUCGCACUGGAAAAGUACAGUAUUCCCAGAAUCUGUAGUUCAUUGUCCAAGAAGGAUAGGGGCCGAGUUUGUGUCAAUUUCAAGGGAGAUGGAUGACAGAGCACCAACUCCAAUGAGACUCAAGUUUCGAAUUUUUGAUAAACCGGUCCAUAAUUUCACCAUAUGUGUGGCCGCUUUCUACGGUCAAGAACCCAAAUGGAUUCAAAUCGCAGAAUUCAUAGAGCAUCAUAAAAUGGAAGGAGCCACAUUUUUUUAUUUUCACAUUGGAAAUAUUUCGGAUUACGAUCGCCGCAUUUUGGAUGAGUAUCAGAAUAGCGGUGACAUCGAAGUGAAAGUUUUACAAGAGAAAUACGAGCGACCGUUCUAUGCAUGGCAGCUGAUUGAAAUUCAGGAUUGCCACAUGCGUUCCAAAUAUCACUCCAAGUGGACCGCAUUCAUCGAUAUCGAUGAACGAAUUCAUACAACUGGAAAAGACAAAAAAUUCAUAGAUAUUCUGAAUGAAUUGGAUUCAACAAACUCAGCAGAAGUCAAAUUACCUCAUUUAAAAGUGAUAAAAAAUGGAGAGACUCCGAAAUUUUAUGAAGUUCGGAUCAGUAACCCUGACCAUAAUUCUUUGCAGAUUGGAAUAAUGUCAAUUCAUGAGGCAAUCGCCUUGGAACCCGGAUUCAAAAGCGUGCAAUUGGAUGCGAAUACUGUAGUUUUUAGACAUUACAAGGAUACACUACACCGAGUAUCUGGAAAUGAUUGGGCCCAAAAUGAGACGAUAUCUGAAAAUCCCAUAGAUUCAAAAUAUACAGAUUUUUUGGCUGAAAAAGUGGUCCAAAAAGUGGAAAAUGCCUAUAAAAAAAUUCCAGCCAAUUGCUCAACAAUUCCAGUUUAUAUGACGUCGUCUCGAGAUUUCCCCGACCCCUUGCCUAGUCAAGUUUAUACUCAUUUUAAAGCUGGCAACAAGCCAAAUAUGAAUAAAUUAGAUUGGUCAAACUUAGAGAAGAAAUUGGGAAAACCGCGUCGUGUUUAUACUCAUUUUGAAGCUCUAAACAAGACAAAUUCAGAAAAACUAAGAAUGACCAAAUUCGAAUAA
Messenger RNA from Caenorhabditis briggsae, 1377 nucleotides. The transcript has 10 exons. NCBI's taxonomy places the organism in Eukaryota, Metazoa, Nematoda, Chromadorea, Rhabditida, Rhabditidae. The record is from RefSeq and is a predicted model, not a curated record. Bases 1 to 1377 code for a protein of 458 amino acids.